This is a messenger RNA of Dichotomopilus funicola, 984 nucleotides long. RefSeq names its product HIT-like domain-containing protein. Gene Ontology annotation, biological process: deadenylation-dependent decapping of nuclear-transcribed mRNA. The transcript has 2 exons. The coding region runs from base 1 to 984 and encodes 327 amino acids. NCBI's taxonomy places the organism in Eukaryota, Fungi, Ascomycota, Sordariomycetes, Sordariales, Chaetomiaceae. The record is from RefSeq and is a predicted model, not a curated record. Gene Ontology annotation, molecular function: hydrolase activity; RNA 7-methylguanosine cap binding. Gene Ontology annotation, cellular component: P-body; nucleus.
AUGGCAGAUGAACACAAACGCAAAGCAGAGGCACUCGUGCCAAAAUUUAAAUUCGAACGCCUGCUAAGACAAGACCAAGCUGGCCGCCGCUCCUGUCUCGUCGGCACCAUCGACGACCAACCAGCACUGCUCAUCCUCGAGCGUGCACCCUUCCCCAGCUCGCCAGAUUAUCUCGGCUCCGUCCCCGCCACGCUCCAGACGAUCCAGAACUUGGGCGCCAACGACGUCUAUCACUGGUACCUCGCCAGCAGUGGAACGAUUCCUCUACCGGCCAGCUCCAGCCAUGAGUUUGCCGACCUCAAAAUCAACCUCAUUUGGCCAUGCACGGAGAAACACAUCAAGAAGUACAGCAAGCAGGGCGUGCGCUUCGUGACCGAGACGCCGGCCAUUUAUCGGGACCAUGUGAGGCCGUUUAUUCAGGCGCAGCGCGAGGCGGGCCGGUUGAACUGGGCGUUUAACAUUAUCGAGGGCUUGAAAGAGGCUGAGGACGUUAUCUACCGGACCCCUUACGGACAGGAUCCCGAGGAAGGGUUUUUGCUGCUGCCGGACUUGAACUGGGACCGCAAAACCGUUGAUGCGCUGCACUUACUGGGGUUAGUAGAGCGAAGGGAUCUAUGGAGCUUGCGCGACCUGCGCAAGAAGCACAUUCCCUGGCUGCGACAUAUGAAAACCAAGUUCCUGGACGCAACGACGCAAGUGUACCCGAGCAUCGAGGCGGACCAGCUCAAGCUGUAUGUGCACUACCAGCCAACGUAUUACCAUCUCCACAUCCACAUUGUGCACGUGGAGCUGGAGGCUGGGGCAACGCAGGCGACGGGGAAAGCGGUUGGUCUCGAGAGCAUCAUUGCGCAGCUCGAGGUUAUGGAGGGGGAUGACGAGGCCGGUAUGGACGCGGUUACGUUAUGCUACACACUAGGCGAGGCUAGCGAUUUGUGGGUCGAUGUGUUUGAACCGCUUAAGCGGACUGGUAGUACAACUUGUUGA